AUGGACUUCUCACUCAAGCUCUACACAGUCAAGCCCGCUGACCGUAACUCAGGCACCGAGUUCACAACUUGCUUCACUCUCGGGGGUUUCCUGCACCCCUACCGGACACUGAACGAGGACGAGAAGAAGAGCUUGGAACAAACCAAAGAGAAGACGCGGCAGGCGGCAGGCGUGAGCAUUCAUCCCCCAGAAUGGGCGACGACUCUGAAAGAUCAUAGGUUGUGGAGGCUCAUGGACAAAGACGAAGUGACACCACUCAAAGAGCUCAUUCGGUUGGUCGACACAUCCGCCCACACGGAGUUGACGGAGCCCAAGACCGAGAGCUUUCAUGGAAAGGACUCUUUCACGGACGCGGCGUAUAUGGAGGCCGUAGAGAAUACACUGCAUGAUGCGCUCAAUAGUGCUCGGAUUAGUGGGGAUGAGAAUGCAAUGGUGAAGGGCAUCAACGCGCAUUACAAGAGCAGGAACUUUGACAAGAAGGCGUCUAACAAGUUUGUAAAGAAAACUUGGAAGAUUGCUGAAGGCUUAAUUGAGCGACUGGAGAAGUGGGAAACUCUUGGUGAGGACCAGAAGACGGGAAUUGGGCUUUGGUGUUUACAUAUGGGUCUUUUUCGGAUUUAAUACCAGUGGACGAGGGCGAUUAAGAAAAAGAG
Messenger RNA from Mollisia scopiformis, 653 nucleotides. RefSeq lists its product as uncharacterized. Lineage: Eukaryota; Fungi; Ascomycota; Leotiomycetes; Helotiales; Mollisiaceae. The record is from RefSeq and is a predicted model, not a curated record. Bases 1 to 621 code for a protein of 206 amino acids. The transcript has 3 exons.